Panicum virgatum (switchgrass) is the source of this 2375-nucleotide messenger RNA. Its product is annotated as pyruvate kinase isozyme A, chloroplastic-like. The record is from RefSeq and is a predicted model, not a curated record. The coding region runs from base 157 to 1593 and encodes 478 amino acids. NCBI's taxonomy places the organism in Eukaryota, Viridiplantae, Streptophyta, Magnoliopsida, Poales, Poaceae. Gene Ontology annotation, molecular function: magnesium ion binding; potassium ion binding; pyruvate kinase activity. Gene Ontology annotation, cellular component: chloroplast stroma; cytoplasm. Gene Ontology annotation, biological process: glycolytic process. The transcript has 6 exons.
CCCGCCACGUCACGCUCCCGCGGCGGCUCUCCCCAAGCGAGCUCUUCACCCGCCUCGCAAUCUCCGCCACGGCGCCGCCCCAUCGAAGAUUGUCACACGCCAACGCAUCUCCCUCCACUCCGCUCCCACUCCCCCGCCACCGCCACCGCCACCGCCAUGGCCGCCGCCGCCGCCGUGCACUCCCUCCUGCACCCACCGGCGGCCCGCAAGGGCCCCGCGCCCUCGCCGCUCUCCCCUCCCUCCCCACCCCACUUCCUCCGCCUCCCGGCCGCGCACCCCCGCCUACCCCACCUCCACCGCCUCUGCGCCGCCUCCCCGGCCGCCGCCUCCGACCUCACUGCCUUCCCCAACCCGAGCGGCAACCUCGCGCCCAUUGACGUGGACGCCGCCACGGAGGCCGAGCGGCGGGAGAACGGGUUCCGGAGCACGCGCCGCACCAAGCUCGUCUGCACCGUGGGCCCGGCCACCUCGUCCCCGGAGCAGCUCGAGGCGCUCGCCGUCGGCGGGAUGAACGUGGCCCGCGUCAACAUGUGCCACGGGGACCGGGAGUGGCACCGGGGCGUCAUCCGCGCCGUGCGGAGGCUCAACGAGGAGAAGGGCUUCGCCGUCGCCGUCAUGAUGGACACCGAGGGCAGCGAGAUCCACAUGGGGGACCUCGGCGGCGCGGCCUCGGCCAAGGCGGAGGAUGGAGAAGUCUGGACAUUUAGCGUUAGAGCAUUUGAAUUGCCUCUCCCAGAACGAACUAUUAAUGUGAACUAUGAUGGGUUCGCUGAAGAUGUGAUAGUUGGUGAUGAGCUUCUUGUGGAUGGUGGAAUGGCUAGAUUUGAGGUGAUUGAGAAGUUAGGACCUGACGUUAAGUGUCGCUGCACGGAUCCUGGCUUAUUGUUGCCACGUGCGAAUCUUACAUUUUGGCGUGAUGGCAGUAUUGUCCGUGAGAGGAAUGCUAUGCUUCCUACAAUUUCAUCAAAGGAUUGGCUUGACAUAGACUUCGGAAUUGCCGAAGGUGUAGAUUUCAUCGCUGUUUCAUUUGUCAAGUCUGCAGAAGUAAUUAAACAUUUGAAAAGCUACAUAGCUGCAAGGAGUCGUGGCAGUGAUAUAUCAGUACUUGCGAAAAUCGAGAGCAUUGACUCUUUGAAGAACCUGGAGGAGAUCAUCCGAGCAUCAGAUGGUGCCAUGGUAGCCAGAGGGGAUAUGGGGGCACAGGUUCCCUUGGAGCAGGUCCCCUCAAUUCAACAAAAGGUAGUUCAACUGUGCAGGCAGCUCAACAAGCCAGUCAUUGUUGCUUCUCAGCUCCUCGAAUCGAUGAUCGAGUAUCCUACACCCACAAGGGCUGAAGUUGCCGAUGUUUCUGAAGCUGUCCGCCAGCGCGCAGAUGCUCUAAUGCUUUCUGGUGAGUCAGCAAUGGGGAGAUAUCCAGAGAAGGCUCUUAGUGUUCUUAGAAGUGUUAGCCUCAGGAUUGAGAAGUGGUGGCGGGAGGAGAAGCGCCAUGAGGCACUGGAACUUCAAGGAGUUUCAUCUUCCUUCUCUGACAAGAUAUCAGAAGAAAUCUGCAAUUCAGCAGCCAAAAUGGAACAUUCUGAUUCCACUGCUUAGAAGAUGUCUAAACAAAACUUAUUUCAUCUGUAGCUAACGGCUUGGGAGCAGACGCUAUUUUUGUUUUCACGAAGACUGGCCACAUGGCCUCCCUGCUCUCACGAUGCCGUCCUGAUUGUCCUGUUUUCGCCUUCACAACCUCAACAUCCGUCAGGAGACGGCUGAACCUCCAGUGGGGACUCAUCCCUUUCCGCCUCAGCUUCUCCGACGACAUGGAGAGCAACCUCAACCGCACCUUCUCCCUGCUCAAGGCCAGGGGCAUGAUCCAGUCAGGGGACCUGGUGAUUGCUCUCUCCGACAUGCUGCAGUCCAUCCAGGUGAUGAACGUACCCUGAGAAAGAGCCAUUCAUCUCCGUGUCACAUGAUCCUCUAUGAGAUGAUCAGAUGCGAUGGAGCACGUACUUUCGGUACCUUGAACUUGAAGGAGGACAGUUCCGUGCACUGAAAUUGUUCACUUGUCUCAUGUAUUAUAUGCUAGGAAACACCAGAGAACUGUGGCAAUAAUUUGCGGCUUUCUGCCUGUUGUGAAACUGUUGUGUUACUACUUAGGCUUUAGUCUGACCUUGGGGUCACUUUUUAAUGUGGAAGCUUGAGUCUCGCUGUGGGCUGUGAUGGGCUUAUCCAUCGCAUUGUGUUAGUUUAACUGAAUCUCACGCUCUUGCUGAUAGAAGAAUCACUAGUUGUGUUUCCAGCUACAAUACAUUAGUUCACUGAUUGUGCGGCAGCAAUCGCUAGUGAUCAUCAUUGUGCCCGACAUCAUUAUUUGGAUUUUUGGACCUUCA